Messenger RNA from Triticum turgidum subsp. durum (durum wheat), 885 nucleotides. The record is from the annotation of a GenBank genome assembly. Lineage: Eukaryota; Viridiplantae; Streptophyta; Magnoliopsida; Poales; Poaceae.
AUGGAAACGGCCGAACUGCAGGAGAGGCAGCAUGCCUGGCGGUGGCCUCUGGACGCCAUGGCCUGCAGCAGCGGCAGGUGUUGCCUUCAGCUCGAGUGGGAUCCGCAGCUGAUCAGGUACUUCGGCGGCCUAGGCGUGCUGGGCGUCGGCGGCGGCGGUAAUCCUGACGAUCAUGGUGCCAUCGAGCACGAGCUCGGGCUCUUCUUCCCCAAGUGCAUGGAGUUGCCGGGUUCUUCAGAGCCGCCGCUGGACGAUGUGAUGGAGUGGUCCGGGGAGCAGUUGGAAGAACUGAUCCGAAAUUUCCCCAUCCUAGACGAGGAUCUGGUAGGCUUCGAUCCCAGCUGCUUUCUCGAGGAUACAAGCACCGCUGCUGAUGCUUCUUUCCUGUGCAAGAAUUCGAAUGCAGGGGUUGACGGUCUUCUGGCCCCGAGCUCUGCCACACCGGUGGAGCCGCCCACAUUGCCGGUGGCGCAGCCGGAGCAGCCUCCCCUCAGCUCGACCACGUCCAAUCGCCACGGCGACCAACAGCGCCAGAUCACUAGCGCCAACUGUUCUUCCAAACGCUCGACGCCACAAGAAACAGAGCAGGAUGGAGGGAGCGGCAAGAGGCGCAGGAAGUCAGGGCUUACGGUGGUGCGCCCGUUCUCGGUGGUGAAGCCCGGCCCCCGCGGGGUGGACGGCGUCGAGACGCUGGCCGACAUCAACGAGCGGAUCCUGACGCCGUCGGCGAGGCCCGUCCGGCACCCCGUGGGGGAGUUCGCGUGCGCCCCGCGCGCGUCGGCGGGCGGCGACCGGCCGGCCCCGUCCGGCAAGGCAGUCACCGGUUUCACCAGGUUGCACACCGCCCGGAAGGGCACGAUCACCGUCAUAAGGUCAUCUGGAUAA